Emys orbicularis (European pond turtle) is the source of this 1242-nucleotide messenger RNA. It is a transcript of the gene IL2RG, whose product is annotated as interleukin 2 receptor subunit gamma. Bases 68 to 1177 code for a protein of 369 amino acids. Gene Ontology annotation, biological process: cytokine-mediated signaling pathway. The record is from RefSeq and is a predicted model, not a curated record. The transcript has 8 exons. Gene Ontology annotation, cellular component: membrane; external side of plasma membrane. Gene Ontology annotation, molecular function: protein binding; cytokine receptor activity. NCBI's taxonomy places the organism in Eukaryota, Metazoa, Chordata, Testudines, Emydidae.
CGCUCAGUGACAAGCCAGCUCUGCCGCCUGGCCCAGGUGCCCAGAGAACGCGUGGCAGUACAGGGCCAUGGAGUCCCCUCUCGCUCCCGCCUCUGCCAGGAAGGAAGCUGGGAUGUUCCUGACUCUGAUCCUCCUGCUCGCUGGUCGCAGCCAGCGAGCCAUGGCCGCCCAGAGGCAACAAGGCGUGGAGUGUGUACUCUUCAACGAUCAGUACCUGACCUGUAUGUGGGGCAGCAAAGAGAUGCCAACAGCCAAUUAUUCGCUCUAUUACUGGUACUUUCCCCCAAGCUCUGUCAUGCCAGUGGAAUGCAAGUACUACCUCCAGGAGAAGGGCAUCAACACGGGCUGCUGGUUCAACCACAGCGAGAUCAUCCAGUUCCGCACCUUCAACAUCCACAUCAAUGCCAGCCAUGAGGGCAGGAGCCUCGUCAUCCCCACCAAAGGCAUGAAGCUGCAGGACCUAGUGAAACCCGCUCCACCAGUGAACCUGACCAUUCAGAACAUAAGCAAUAACCAGCUGCAGCUGACCUGGGACUCCAUGUACAACAAGCCCCACUGCCUGGAAUAUGCUGUCAGAUACAAAAGCAACAAGGACACCAGAUGGACGGAGCACUUGGCCAGUGGCAAGAUCUUCUCCUUCCCUAGUGUGGACUACGAGAAGUAUUACACCUUCAACGUGAAAAGCAAGAUCAGUCAGUACUGUGGCACCACCCAGCUCUGGAGCGAGUGGAGUGUCCCAGUGUUCUGGGGCAACAAUGCAACAGACAAGGGCGUGGCAGAGAAGCAGGUACCAUGGUUCUGGAUUCACGUGGUUCUCCCCACUGCCUCUUUGAUGCUCAUCCUGGUCCUUGUCAUUUUGUUGAUUCGAAUGGAAAGAGUCUGGGUUAUUCUCAUGCCCAGAAUCCCCAACCCCAGCAAGAACUUCGAUGAGCUCUUCAACACCCACCAGGGCAACUUCCCGGAAUGGGCCGGAGUCUCCAAGGAUGUUGUGGAGAGCUUUAAACCCAACUACAGCGAGAGCUUCUGCUACGUCAGCGAGCUACCCCCCAAGGAGGGCAGCACGCCCCUCUGGGAGGGCCGUGACAAGCCGAGAGCCCCCUCGGGGCGCUCCUCAGCCCCAGCCUCCAGCAGCAGCCCUGGGCUGAUCCUCUCCAAAAACAGCUACGUGGGAGUGUGACAUUACCAGCAGGAGUCGGGAUUGUCUGCUUCUAUCGCCUCUCCUCACAUUGCACCCCCACCCUC